CAGGGAGUCUUGCUUUGCUUUAUAGACAGCAGGCACUGGCAGUAUCUGUUUGUUCUUGAGAGACAGUGAGGGAGGGCUGACCGUCUGUUUUCUUCUCUUUAGAAUAUUCCCCAUUUAGGUCUGACUCUUUUCUGUCAUUAUUGACUUAACCCCCUCUCUUCCUGUGUCCUCCUCUAAUCCUCCCAUUGAGAGACUCUUCAACCUCUGUCUCCUGUUUCCGUCUCCCUUCCCAGCACCAGUGUCUGCCUUGGAUUUCUGGGCUUUCACAUCUCAGAUUAGCCCUGCUGCUCUGUCAUGGCAGACCCAAAGCUGGCCAGCCAACUGCAGGAGGAUGUGACCUGCCCCAUCUGCUUGGGAAUUCUACAAGAUCCUGUCACCAUUGACUGUGGGCACAACUUCUGCCUGAAGUGUAUCAAUCAGAUUGGGAAAACGUCAGAAAAUAUCCUGUGUCCUCUCUGCAAAUGCUCUGUGAGUAAGAAUACUUUCAGGCCCAAUAAGCUGCUGGCUAGUCUUGCAGAGAAGAUCCAGACUAUGGAUCCUGCUGACAUCCAACAAGAAAAGGAAGAGGCAAGAUGUCAGAAGCACAAGAAAAAGCUAUAUUACUUCUGCGAGCAGGAUGGGGCGCUCCUCUGCGUAGUGUGUCGAGACUCCAAGGACCACAAAUUCCACGAUGUCACCUUGAUAGAUGAGGCUGUACAGAACUACAAGGUGCAGAUUGAGUCACAGGCCCAGGAUUUGGGGCGAAAGGACAAGGAAAUAAUUGAAGAGAAAAAACGAGGCGAAGGGGCAAUCUGGACAUUCAGGGCCCAGGUGGAACUAGAGAAACUAAAGGUCAUUGAGGAAUUCAAGCACCUUCGACAGAGACUGGACGAGGAAGAGAGUUUCCUCCUGUCCAGGAUGGACUGGGUGGAGAAGCAGGGAGCCAAGCAGUUGAGACAAUAUGUCACUGUGACAGAGAAGCAGCUGAACUCUCUUAGGACGCUCACUAAGUCCUUGAAAAUUAGGCUGCAAUCUUCACCCAUAGAGCUACUAAAGGACGUUAAAGACACCCUGAGCAGGAAUAAGGAAUUUCAGUUUCUCAGCCCAAUUCCAGUUCCUGUGGACCUGGAGAAAAAACGCAGUGAAGCAAAAGCAAGACUUGAGUCCGUCCUAAAAUCCCUGACAGAAUUCAAAGACAACCUGAAGGCCGAAGGGAAGAAAGAUAAAAGCGAGUUUCUGAGCAACUUGAAUAAAGAAGAAUGGGAGAGCUGGAGCCUAUUACAGAAGAAUAACUUGAUGUUGCCCACCUCAGUCCCUGUGACCCUGGACAAGAACUCAGCUGACCCAGACCUCACCAUUUCUCAUGAUGGAAAGAAAGUGACCUUGUACAAUAUAGCUGGAAAAGCUUCCAAUAAGCAGGCAAAGCCUCGACCAUUUUACCCAUUCCACUGUGUGAGGGGUUCCCCAGGCCUCUCCUCAGGCCGCCAGGUGUGGGAGGCAGAAAUCCGGGAGCCCUCAGGUGGGGCAUGCAUCAUUGGCGUGGCUACAGACUUGGCUCAAGGGUCCCAGAGUCAAAACAUCAGAAUGCAGAACUGCAUGUGGGCACUGCGGAUCUCACCCACUGGAUGCCAGCCAUUCACCAACUGUAAAGCCCAGGAGCAUCUCCCGGUCUGUCUCAAGAAAGUGGGUGUCUACGUGAAUCAUGACUGCGGGGAGGUCAUCUUCUAUGAUGCCAUCACUAGCAAACACGUCUAUACUUUCCAAACUUCUUUUAACGGGAGGGUCUUCCCCCUUUUCGGGCUCCAAGUUACCUGCAGCCAUAUCACCCUGACCCCUUAGGGCUGCUCGAUUGUGGGUGCCUAGGUCUCUUCCCUACCUAUCCCUCAGCAUGGGAUGAGACAAAGUGGGAGGAGUGAAGCAUGGCCCUACUCCAGCACUCUAGACACCUAGGCACACCUGAUGUGUCCUCUCCCCUCCUCCCCUGAGUAGAGAAGACAGUGGAAUACUCCCAAAGGCUAGACACAAGGUUUUUCACCACUGCACUUGGUGGCAGGAA
This is a messenger RNA of Rattus rattus (black rat), 2035 nucleotides long. It is a transcript of the gene Trim31, whose product is annotated as tripartite motif containing 31. The coding region runs from base 295 to 1818 and encodes 507 amino acids. NCBI's taxonomy places the organism in Eukaryota, Metazoa, Chordata, Mammalia, Rodentia, Muridae. The record is from RefSeq and is a predicted model, not a curated record. The transcript is spliced from 8 exons. Gene Ontology annotation, molecular function: zinc ion binding; protein binding.